Syngnathoides biaculeatus (alligator pipefish) is the source of this 3904-nucleotide messenger RNA. It is a transcript of the gene tnfrsf1a, whose product is annotated as tumor necrosis factor receptor superfamily, member 1a. The transcript is spliced from 10 exons. Gene Ontology annotation, cellular component: membrane raft; mitochondrion; signaling receptor complex. Gene Ontology annotation, biological process: inflammatory response; signal transduction. Lineage: Eukaryota; Metazoa; Chordata; Actinopteri; Syngnathiformes; Syngnathidae. The coding region runs from base 378 to 1565 and encodes 395 amino acids. Gene Ontology annotation, molecular function: tumor necrosis factor binding; tumor necrosis factor receptor activity. The record is from RefSeq and is a predicted model, not a curated record.
UUGUCCAUAGCACCCCGUGUUUUCGUCGCGUAGUUGGCUUGUUUCGAUAGGGUUAAAUUGCCCGUCAAAGAGUUCCUUGAAAUGAUCCUGUGAGUCAACCGUUUCCCGUUUGAGACCGCCUCCUUCGUCUCUUGCCAGCCGGCUCAGUGGUUUCGUUGUGUUGUCAGUUUUUGCCCAUGUCCCGCAAAAUAGCCGCUGCUCGCGAAUCCUCGUCGCCCGGGAUCGGUUCGGAUCGGAAAGCGGCCGCUCAUCGCGCUCCCCCACAGGUCAGAGACUCGCCGCCGGGCGCGGAAGCUCAGAGCGCGUCAAGCGGGGUACGCGACGCCAAUGCCGGGCGCUCAGGAGCCCCCUUCUGAUGGACUGAGCUAACGUGCGGGAUGGUCAAGGCGGGCAGCAGGCACAGCGAGAUGGCCGCGCACGCCGCCCUGCUGCUGCUAGCGGUGACCGUGGCGACCUUGUUCACCACCACGCUGACACUGAUUCCCACCCUGGGUGAAAAGACGUGUCCCGAUGGCGACUAUCUUGUCAACGGCAUAUGUUGCAACAAGUGCCCACCGGGUUUCAAGUUGGUGGAAAAAUGCGUCGCCGAGGGCAUGAGGACCAACUGCACCAAGUGUGGCGCUGACGAGUUCAUGGACCAUAUGAACUACUAUCCCAAGUGUAUGCGAUGCAGGCAGUGCAAAUCAAGUAAGAACGAAGUGGAAGUAUCCAAAUGCGAACGGGACCGAAACACCCUCUGCCGCUGUAAGGAAGGCUAUUACACAUCCACAAUCGACACGGAGACGACCGAGUGUCAUAAAUGUUCCUUGUGCAAUUCUGACGAGAGAGAAGUCCAAACAUGUACGGCGGAGAGGAACACAGUGUGCGAAUGCAAGGAGGGUUACUACAGAGUGAAGGGGAAGUGUGGGCGUUGCAAGAGUUGCGGGCCAGGUUGCAAACAUCUCUGCAAGUCGCUUUCUUCCCAAAAUCCAACAGAUUCCGAGGAUGGAAACGGACACCUUGUUCACGUCCUCACAGCGGUGGUGGUUGUGGCCGUAACGUUGUUGAUGCUCAUCAUCUUCUACAUGGCCACAAAGCGCUUGGCCAAAAAGACGCUCUUGAAGCCGUCAUCCGGAACGCAGGAGGCGUCGCUGGACUCGCAAGGGAGCCUGUUUCCGAAUGAGGACCUGUCAAUAAUAGCGUCUUUUGAGGCUCCUGAGAGCGCCACGCUUUUGAACGAGCACUCCAAGCUUCCCGACUGUGUCCCGCUGGAGAUCAAGACUCACGACCUCAUCUACACUCUGCUUGACCAAGUUCCAGUGCAGCAGGUCAAGCAACUUGUGCGUUCCCUCGGCGUGACCGAGACGGUCAUCGAACGGGCCGAGCUAGACCACCGUGCCAGCAAGGAGGCCCACUACCAGAUGCUCAAAGCGUGGGCGGAGAUGGGCUGCCAGGUCGGCGGCGGCGGCGGCGGUCGAGGCGGGAUUCUCCACUCAUUAUUGCUACGGGACCUUUUGCUCAAACUUAGACUGAUGCACCUUGGGGGGGUGGCCGAGGAGUUGGAGACAAAGUACAACAUUCACUAACUUGCCGAUGUAUGCCAAGAAGGCCAACAACAAGAAAGAAAAGGGGAAAAAAAGACUGCCGCACCUGAAUCUGAGUAUUGUUCUCUAUAUGGACCUCAAGGAGACCCUGGGAGCUUUCCAAAGUGGACAGAGUCCUUGGACGUGGACCAAAACGGCUUUUGUGGCCAACAACAAUGAUCUCUGAACCUCUCAUCCUGACUUUUAACUACUGAGCGCUCAAAGGGUUGGAGACGCUUGCAGGAUUAACGUCGACUACGCGGCCGCCGCCAAGAUGGCGCCCGCUGAACGGGGAAACAGCGACCCAGGAUCGGUAGAAAGAAGUCAUAGGGAACGAGCCAUCAAUGGUAAAAAGAUGACAAUCCAGUCACAAUCAGGGUUGGAAACGCAUACUUCAUGAGUGCUCUAGGUCCGAAUUUCCCAACCUUUAUUGAGCCAAGGAACACGGGUUUUUCAUGAGAAAUAUCUCACACCACCAAACAAAAAGUGUACAUAAAAAGUCCUGAAAUCAUAAUGACUUUGUCUCAAUUAUACUGACAAAUUUACUUAUUCUGAAAUUUUGACCUUUCAUUACAAUGUGCAUAGAGAAAUGAGCGAAGAAAGAUUAUUUAUCGGAAGUAAAUUAAUGAUUUGCCAUCCACUUAAGUGAAAUAGGAUAAUUGUGGUUGGGAAAUCAUGCGAAAUCCAAAUUUUGGAGCUUUUUAUGGUUGGCAAGUAAUUGAAUUUUGAUUCAGAAAGGUACAAUUUGUUUCUCACUAAAUGAAGAAUGUUUUUUUGUUUUUUUUUUUAUGUAACUUUGCCAGUCAACUCAUAAGAAAAUCAUCACAUAUGACAGCACAUUUCCAACCUUUUUUUUUUCUUUUUUUUUAGGUGGAGUUUAUAUUUUGUUUUAGCUAAUGAAACAAAAUGCAGUUGCAAUAAUUGUGUUUUUGGUCAGCCACUGCUCCAUGUCAGGAAUGAAGCUUCCAAAGCGAGAACACUAGAACUAUCUACUGUAUUUGUUAAACCAAGUCGCUGGAGUGCAGAGUCAAAUCCAAAACCAACAAACGGGGCCCCCCGAAUCCUGCCAAGGCGUGCUGGAGUCAAAGGUCGGAUCGGCGCUAUUCUGGAAGUACUCGUUGUUCCAGUCGUUCCACAUUCCUAAGCUCACCGUUUCUUCAAGACGCAUCUCACUGGACGUAUUUAUUAUUUGUACAGAGUUACAACGGUUUCUUCAGUAUGUUGUGCUACUUUGGUACCGUAUUUUCCGCACUAUAAGGCGCACCGCAUUAUAAGAUGCACCUUCCAUGAAUGGCCUACAUUAAAACGUUUUUCAUAUAUAAGGCGCACCGUAUUAUAAGGCACAUAGAAUAGACGUGACAGUAGAGGCUGGGGUUACGUUAUGCGUCCAUUAGAUGGCGCUGCACUAAAGGCUCAAUAUUUACCCAUAUAUAAGGCGCACCUAAUUAUAGGGCGCACCAUCGGCUUUUGUGAAAAUGAAAGGCUUUUAGUUGCGCCUUGUAGUGCGUAAAAUACGGUAUUUUUUUGGGAAAGCUGUUUCUUCUCAUCUAAUGUUGGACUAAUUCCAUUGUACAGCAUGCACGUACCCUACAUGUGUACUACAGUGAGGGUAUUUCGAAACUGUGUGCCCACUGUAGACACUGCCAUCUUUGUUUCUAUUUUGGCAGAGGGGAAUGAGACACUGCUCAUAAAACAUUAGCAAUAUUUUGGGCUUUUAGGGGAAAUUUUGGGAUUAAAUGAAAAUGCACAAUAACCGUGACACGGUAGCUUCAUUUGACCUUCUCUAAACCUUUUAUACACAUUUCAGUACUUUUUGCUCCAUUUGCUUGUCUUUAACCAAAAUGUGAAUGCCAAAAUUCACCAUUCAGGUGUUUUUAUUUCCAAUUCUAUCCUUUUCUUUGCCUUUCGGUGGCUCUUCCGGUCUUGGAAAUUGAACAGUUUAGCCAUGGUCCAAUGAAGCUCACCUAGAGAGCUUGCGGUGCAUAUUCGGUCCAUCCAGAAAUUUCAUCCAAAAGCUGAAAUAUCCCUUUUUCUGUGAGUAGUGUAAUUUUGGCAAGGUUCAUCGGUCCCCCUCACUCCCCAUGACACCUGAACCGCUUCCCACCUCCCCUACAGCAUUCCUCAGUUCUCCAAACAGCACACAUUAUUCAUCAACGUUAGGGAAGGGCUACGCCUUGUCUCAACUCAUCUCACCAGUCAUUCAACCUCCGCUUCGUGGUGAGCUGCGCCAAGUUUAUUACUCAUACACCUUGUGCAUUAUAUUUAUGGUCGUUGCGAAACCUGCGCCAGUGUGUGAAGGGCGCUGAACAACAGCUGCGCUGUUUGCUCGUUUGAAUAAAAGG